Molecule: messenger RNA, 1187 nt
Organism: Fonticula alba
Lineage: Eukaryota; Rotosphaerida; Fonticulaceae
Exons: 1
Coding region: 1-1155 (384 amino acids)
Source: RefSeq, a predicted model, not a curated record
AUGAAAGCCAGUCCGGAGAUGCUUGCCGCUGCGGCUGCGGCCGCGGCCGCGGCCGCUGCCGCCACCACUGGCAGCGAUCCCUCCUUCAACAGCCACAUGUGGGGUCGGCCCCUGUCCCCGGUAAGCGCGCCCUCUCCGUCGGCCGGGGCUCCCCCCUCGGCCGCCAUGGCUGCUGCCGCCGCCGCCGCCGCUGCCGCCGCCGCAACUACAGCCGCUUCUCAAGGUGGCCCUUCCAUUUCCAUGACCAACGGAUCAACUAGCCCCCAUGACCAGACAUAUGCCCCCAAUGGGACCGGGAUGCAUCUCCCCCACAUGCACAUGCAAUAUUCCCAGGCAUUUGCGGCGGCUAUGGCCGCUGCCGCGGCCGGCCAGCAAGCGGUAUCCUCUCAGGCCCCUGGCGGCUCGUCGCCCGUGGGCAGCAAUGGCGCUGGUGGCCUCAGUCCGGGUGGCACACAUAUGGUGUCGGUUCCCCCUCCGGGCGGGCCGUCCCAUGUUUUGUUGCCUAUUGGCCAUGGCCCGAUGGCGGUUCUGGGGUCCCAUCAUCCGCACAUGCAUCACCACCAUCUACAUCACCUGCAGCAAGUUGGCCCUCUCGGCCUGCCAGGUGGCCACCUCCGCUCGCAUGUGGUCCCGACCGGGGUUUCCGGCGCGCCGAUCGGCAAUGCCUCGCUCCAUCAUCCGCACAUCUUUGCUUUCGCCGGGCACCCGCAUCACCUUCCCCUCCACUUUGGCCAUAUGGCCCCUUCCCCGGGGCAGCAGCAGUCCGGUCCUGGUGGUGGGAGCCCAGUGGGCGGGUCCUAUGCCCCGGCCCCCGCAAGCCUAUCGUACUCACAGUCGGCGGCCAUCGGUGCCACUGCUGGCAGCAUUGGGGGUCACUUGACCGCCCUCCCGCCGCUGUCGCAUCAGCAUCCUCCACAGCAGCAGCAGCAGCAGCACCAUCAACACCAGCACCAUUCGCUGGCGCCUGCUAGCACGACCUUAACCCGCUCCCCCGGCCCCCACCAUGCCCAGCAUCCCCACCAUGCCUACCCUUCCCAUCCCCACGUCCAUCAUCCCCACCACCACCCUCAUCGGCAGCCAGGCGCGAGUCCAGCUGGCAAUGGGGCCGUCGGAGCUGACCCCGCUGCCCAAUCUCUCGGCGAUAUGGCCGUAUAAGCAACGCACAUGUGUGCGUGCGUGCGUGCGUG